This is a messenger RNA of Leptonychotes weddellii (Weddell seal), 869 nucleotides long. It is a transcript of the gene TMEM225, whose product is annotated as transmembrane protein 225. Gene Ontology annotation, biological process: negative regulation of phosphatase activity. The record is from RefSeq and is a predicted model, not a curated record. NCBI's taxonomy places the organism in Eukaryota, Metazoa, Chordata, Mammalia, Carnivora, Phocidae.
GAGGAGUAGCAGGGAGUAGGAUUUAUCUUCUCUGUUCCAUAGGUUACUUCAGCCCCACCACGUCCAAUGCCUCUGCAAUCACUAAGAGUUUAGACUUUGCUUGUCCUCCUGUGAAGAAGUAGCCAAAUCAGAGAAGAGCCAUGUGAGAUAUUGCUGGUUGUCUCAGCUUGAAACCCCCACUCGCCAUGGUGAAUGCAUCACUCAGAAGUAUCCAGGCCCUCAACAUGUUCUUCUCCUCCUGGGCCUUAGUCUUCAUGACGAUAGGAAUCCUCAUAGAAGAAUGGGUUGAACUGACAUGGGAAACAAAGAAAAAUACAAUAAGCCACAAUCCCUGGAUAUGUUGUACCCCUCUUUGGCCAGAAGAUGGCCUGGAAGUGGUCAGGAUCAUGAUGAUUUUGGUUCUCAGCCUUUCCUUCUUCCAUAACUUGCUCCUGGGUUUGGAAUUCACUUAUCUGAUUCCUCAAACUAAACACAUCUUCUUCAUCACUGUCUUCCUCAGUUUCUUCACAGGUAUCCUUCUGCUCUGUGCACUCCUCCUGUAUCAGGAAAAGCUAAGGCAAGGUCAAUCCGUGUACUACUCUAGUUACAAAAUCACCUGGAUCCUUUUCAUUGCCUACUUAAGCGUUUGCCUCUUUAUGGCCUCUGGAAUCCUCUCUUUCCUAGAGUGCAAGCAGUCCACCAAGGUUUGUCCCUGCGUGACCCUCAUCCGUAUACCUGAGAGAGAACAUCAGGACAUAGAGGAAUCUGAGAAUUCUUUUAAAGUUGUUUCCUCACCAGAUGCAGCAAUGCCUCGUAGUAUUAUUCAUUCAAGGGAAGAUUCUCCAAACAGAACACAACUCCAAACACGUCGUGUAACCUGGGCUCUAUGA